This is a messenger RNA of Parastagonospora nodorum SN15, 3386 nucleotides long. RefSeq lists its product as hypothetical. The transcript is spliced from 6 exons. Gene Ontology annotation, cellular component: cytosol; plasma membrane; nucleus. Gene Ontology annotation, molecular function: misfolded protein binding; heat shock protein binding; ATP binding. Lineage: Eukaryota; Fungi; Ascomycota; Dothideomycetes; Pleosporales; Phaeosphaeriaceae. Gene Ontology annotation, biological process: protein refolding; cellular response to unfolded protein; vesicle-mediated transport. Bases 101 to 3154 code for a protein of 1017 amino acids. The record is from RefSeq and is a predicted model, not a curated record.
CUGCAAAGCCUCACCUACACUAAGUCACACGACUUGUGAGCAACUACUACGAUUUCCCUUGCUUCUUUGAUACCCCACCGCACAUACACACAACACCAUCAUGUCUAGCUCAGGCCCCGCGAUCGGUAUCGACCUGGGUACCACGUACUCUUGCGUCGGUAUCUUCAGAGACGACCGCAUUGAGAUUAUCGCCAAUGACCAGGGUAACCGCACAACACCCUCGUUCGUUGCUUUCACCGACACCGAGCGUCUCAUUGGAGACUCUGCGAAGAACCAGGUCGCCAUGAACCCCUCCAACACAGUAUUCGACGCAAAGCGCCUCAUCGGCCGCAAGUUUGCCGAUGCUGAGGUUCAGGCCGACAUGAAGCACUUCCCUUUCAAGGUCAUCGACAAAGGUGGCAAGCCUGUCAUCCAGAUCGAGUUCAAGGGCGAGGAGAAGACUUUCACACCUGAGGAGAUCUCAUCCAUGGUCCUCACCAAGAUGAGGGAAACCGCAGAGUCCUACCUCGGUGGCACCGUCAACAACGCCGUCGUCACUGUCCCUGCCUACUUCAACGACUCCCAGCGUCAGGCUACCAAGGACGCCGGUCUCAUCGCCGGUCUCAACGUCCUCCGUAUCAUCAACGAGCCCACCGCCGCUGCCAUUGCCUACGGUCUUGACAAGAAGACCCAGGGCGAGCGUAACGUUCUCAUCUUCGACUUGGGUGGUGGUACCUUUGAUGUCUCCCUCCUGACCAUCGAGGAGGGCAUCUUCGAGGUCAAGUCCACUGCCGGUGACACUCACUUGGGUGGUGAGGACUUCGACAACCGUCUCGUAAACCACUUCACCAAUGAAUUCAAGAGGAAACACAAGCGCGCAGGUGCCUUCAGCCUCAAACAUCCACCAACAUCCACCAACAUUCGCUUCUGCUGCCGCUGCAUCCUGAGAGAUCAAGACAUGCUGUUCGGCGCCUCUGAUCUGCAGUCCUGUCUUCUUCUGAUCAUCUGGGCCAAUAUUCACACACUUCACUUUGGCAACCCUCUCUUCCGACAUGUUCUCGAUUCCAAGGCUCUGCUUCUUGAUCUCUUCACUGGCCUGUCUCUGUCUUUCUGCCCUGGACUUUGGACGCUGCUCAACCUCGCUGGUCCACCAACUCUCCAGUGGCUUCGUGACCAUCACUCCGAUGCACCGCUCAACGUCUGGGGUGUCUACCUUCUCCUCCUCGAGAAAGAAGGGAGUCGCGCCAUUACAUACAUCGGAUCUGGGACAGCUGCAUCAAGAGGUCUUCGAGCUCGAAUUGAGGAGCAUCACAGUGGCAAAUGUCCAGCUACGUGGGUUCAGGACGCCAUGCGGAAUGGCUGGGACAUCACCCAUACAAUUUUGCUUGCUACCUGUCCAAUCCCUUCCCCAGAGGACGUCCCUGUCUACAGGCUUGUUGUUGUCGCACUCGAGUCUGCCUUGGCUGCGCUCUUCUGGACUUUUCGCCGCCUGGAUCACGAGUAUGGGUAUACCUUCCGCACCUCUUGGACCAGAGAAGAGCUACCCUAUGACGGCGCCUGCACACAUAAUCCCAUUGGCGAACCAGUUUAUGGCAAUUUCCACCUCAGCAAGGAUGAGCUCAAGCAGAUGGCUGCUGAGACAAGAGAGCGAAAUCGAAUCUACCAGCUCGAAUAUGCUCGAGAGCUCCGCAAGAAUCCUACGGAACAGUACAAGAAGACUCAGAAGGCCAACAACAUCAAGCAGAGGCCUGGUACUCAAGGCUCGUCCAGCAAGCAUCAGUUCGCAACAAACUGUAUGAAUGCAAGACCUGCAAUGUCUCAUGCAGAGAUAUGGCAACCUUGGUGCGCCAUAAUGCAACUCCUCGACAUCGGCGAAUGGGUUGAGAAGGGUGCUGAUGCAUGGAAAUGUUGUGGCACCGAUUUCAAAUUCGAGUCCAACUACAACAAGCACAUCACCACCAAGUCUCAUCUGGCGAAGCAUCCGGGAAGCAGCUCACUGACUGCUUACCAGGAUUUGACCUCCAACGCUCGUGCUCUCCGCCGUCUCCGAACUGCUUGCGAGCGGGCCAAGCGCACCCUGUCCUCCUCCGCGCAGACCUCCAUCGAGAUCGACUCCCUGUUCGAGGGUAUCGACUUCUACACCUCCAUCACCCGUGCCCGCUUCGAGGAGCUGUGCCAGGACCUCUUCCGCUCCACCAUGGAGCCUGUUGAGCGUGUCCUCCGCGACGCUAAAAUCGACAAGUCUUCCGUCCACGAGAUCGUCUUGGUCGGUGGAUCUACCCGUAUCCCCAAGGUGCAGAAGAUGGUCUCCGACUUCUUCAACGGCCUGUUGCCUACGGUGCCGCCGUCCAAGGCCGCCAUCUUGUCUGAUGACACCUCCUCCAAGUCGACCUCCGAGAUCCUGCUUCUCGACGUCGCGCCGCUUUCCAUCGGUAUCGAGACCGCUGGUGGUGUCAUGACUGCUCUCAUCAAGCGCAACACCACUAUCCCCACCAAGAAGUCCGAGGUCUUCUCCACCUUCAGCGACAACCAGCCUGGUGUGCUUAUCCAGGUCUACGAGGGCGAGCGCGCGCGCACGAAGGACAACAACCUGCUCGGAAAGUUCGAGCUUACCGGCAUCCCACCUGCGCCUCGUGGUGUUCCUCAGAUCGAGGUCACCUUCGAUGUCGACGCCAACGGUAUCAUCAACGUCUCUGCUCUCGAGAAGGGCACCGGAAAGACCAACAAGAUUGUCAUCACCAACGACAAGGGCCGUCUCUCCAAGGAGGAGAUCGAGCGCAUGUUGGCUGAGGCCGAGAAGUACAAGGCUGAAGACGAGGCUGAGGCUUCCCGUAUCUCUGCUAAGAACGCUCUCGAGUCAUACGCCUACUCGCUCCGCAACACUCUCAGCGACUCCAAGGUCGACGAGAAGCUUGACGCCGGCGACAAGGAGAAGCUCAAGGCUGAGAUUGAUAAGACCGUCGCGUGGUUGGACGACAACCAGACCGCCACCAAGGACGAGUACGAGUCCCAGCAGAAGGAGCUCGAGGGUGUCGCCAACCCCAUCAUGAUGAAGUUCUACGGAGCUGGUGGUGAGGGUGGCAUGCCCGGCGGUAUGCCCGGUGGCGGCAUGCCUGGUGGCGCCGCUCCCGGUGGUCACUCCGAUGACGGUCCUACCGUCGAGGAGGUUGACUAAGCGUAUCGCUCCCGGCUUGCUUUCCUUCAUCUUCAUAUUCCAGCAUAGACUUUUGUCUCGGGCGGUAGUUCCUCGGAGUUCUCGGCUAUUCAAGCCUUUUUCACGGUUUCUUUGAAUGCAUCGGAUGAUUUACGAUCAACAUGAUUCGGAGGGUGAAAAGUUUGCGGUGUUAUGACACCGUGUCAUCGGAUCUUCCUCCUAGAUAGAGAGAAUUGAACAAUUAAUUCAAGAA